GGUGUCACGCCGUCCAAACAAAGACCUUUCCAUCUAUCUGCCACCCCACGCGCAAUCAAUAACCUCAUCUACAAUAUGUUUCUAUAUAUGUAUAUAUUUUUAUAAUAUAUAUUAUUCUUCUGCUUCUUUUCUGUACAACAUUCUCUGAUCUCUCUCUCUCUUGAUACCAUGCUCUUGCAAAUACAUAUAUAUAACUCUCCUACCUCUCUUUAAACAAACAUUCGCCUUCUCCUUACUUCAACACAUCUCCCUCUCUCUUUCUCUCUCUCUCGAUCUUAAUUCCCUUAAUCUUAUUUUCAGUGCGCCUGUAGCUUGCAAACUCAAGAAGAUGUCAUUAACCCAAAUUCCUGAGAGAUCAUCAUCAAUUGACAUGGAAUCAUGUGUGCCUCCAGGAUUUAGAUUUCAUCCCACAGAAGACGAGCUUGUGGGGUAUUACCUCAAGAGGAAGAUAAACUCGCUAAAAAUCGAUCUAGAUGUUAUUGUUGAGAUUGAUCUCUACAAAAUGGAACCAUGGGACAUACAAGAUAGGUGCAAGCUAGGAUAUGAGCAGCAGAAUGAGUGGUACUUUUUCAGCCAUAAAGACAAGAAGUAUCCAACAGGGACAAGAACUAACAGGGCAACUGCUGCUGGAUUCUGGAAAGCAACGGGAAGAGACAAGGCUGUUAUGUCCAAAAAUAGAAUCAUAGGAAUGAGGAAGACCUUGGUGUUCUACAAAGGACGUGCUCCUAAUGGAAGGAAAACAGACUGGAUUAUGCAUGAAUAUAGGCAUCAAACUUCUGAACAUGGCCCUCCACAGGAAGAAGGAUGGGUUGUGUGCCGAGCAUUUCGAAAGCCUAGUCCAAGUCACAGGCCAGGCUUUGACCACCCAUGGUGCAGUACUAGUAGUCAACAACAACACUUUUUCAGAGACCAAAUUCAAAGCUAUUCAUCAAGACCCUUAUCAAUUGCUGACAUUUUGGAUGAAACAAAUAAUGUGCCUCACCCUAAUGCUGAAGGUACAAGUUUUAGUCACCCCUUCAGCUCGGAUCAUCAGCAACACCUGAAUAAUCUUCUAUCAAACCAAACUGUGGCUAUUAUGGACAAACAACUCAUUGAGCUUCCACAGCUAGAUAGUCCCACUGCAAGUUUGGCAAUCAAAGAAUGUAACCAACAACAACAUAAUGGCUUAACAAAUGAGGAAUAUUGCAGUGAUGAAAGGAGUAACAAUAGCAAUGCACAAGGGAUCGAUUGGAAGAGCUUGGACAACUUGUUUGGGUCUCAAUUGAGUGAUAAUGCAGCUUAUUUUUCACAUCCAAACUUGCCCUUGAUGAUGCCCCAUAACCAUGAUCAAGCUAGUCAUAUCCUUGGAUGCUUCCCUGAUUCUUCAUAAUUAACUUGUGUGUCACGUACCAACCAUAAUCCAUAGCCAAAUUAAUAAAUAAAGUCUCUAAGUAAGAUAUGAUGGAUAUAUAAUAUUCAUUAUAUCAUAGUUUUCCAUUUAUCUUACCAUAAGCUAAUUUAGAAGUUGUUGCUGGGAGAUUGAAUAUUACCAAAAAGCUUUUUAGGUGAUGAUGAUAUUAUAUAUAUUUUUACGUGAUAAAGGAGAUUUGCUUGAAGAGUGAAUCUCUGAUCCUUUGUAUUAGAGUUCAGAAGAUCAUAAGCCUUUUCUUUUUUUCUUUUAUGGGUAUAAGCAUAACUUUUUACUGUC
This is a messenger RNA of Glycine soja, 1687 nucleotides long. RefSeq names its product NAC domain-containing protein 30-like. The coding region runs from base 329 to 1369 and encodes 346 amino acids. Gene Ontology annotation, molecular function: DNA binding. The record is from RefSeq and is a predicted model, not a curated record. Lineage: Eukaryota; Viridiplantae; Streptophyta; Magnoliopsida; Fabales; Fabaceae. Gene Ontology annotation, biological process: regulation of DNA-templated transcription. The transcript has 4 exons.